Molecule: messenger RNA, 1572 nt
Organism: Hibiscus syriacus
Lineage: Eukaryota; Viridiplantae; Streptophyta; Magnoliopsida; Malvales; Malvaceae
Product: protein PHYTOCHROME KINASE SUBSTRATE 1-like
Exons: 2
Coding region: 118-1470 (450 amino acids)
Biological process (GO): phototropism
Source: RefSeq, a predicted model, not a curated record
UUGCUGCAGCUUUUAAGGGAAUCUUGGGAUUUCUCAAAAACUACGAUCCUAUUUGCCUUCAGGGUGAACCUGGUACUUGCUAUAUAUCGUAUAUUCUGUCGGAAUUUCGAGAACUCCAUGGCUAUGAUUACAUUAACAUCAAAUUACAAAACGAACCUGCCACGAACAUUGCCCUUCGAGGAAAACUAUUUACGGAAACUUUCAUCUUCAAGCCCCAACAUCACCACCAACCAAGAUGAACAUUAUCAUCCAGGGCUCAAGAAAGAAGAAGAUAGAGAAAUUGGAGUAUUCGGAGCUGAAAAAUACUUCAAUGGAGGAAUACAUGCGGAAAGUCCAAGAAUAACCAAAAUAGAUACAAUUACGAAGACGUUGGAAUGUGUUAAAGAUGAAGGAAUCAUCAACAUAGAGCCGAUAAAGCCUGUAACUCAUCAGGGAACUCUGAGUGUUCGAUCCGAGUCGAGCUGGAACAGUCAAAGUGCAUUACUCCAAGGUGUUAUGAGAAAUCCUCCUGGGAAAAAACUUAGUAAAUUGAAUGGAAAGGGUUUUCUUUCGGGUCUUGCUGGCUGCAAAUGUUACUGCUCUGGUCGGAAGUCUAUUGAUAUUGAUGAAGUACAAGUUGGUGAAAUAAGUUUUAAGAGCCAUGGCAAGCAAACUAAAACGGCUACCAUUAUGGCCAGUCUAGAGGUCAAUAAACCAGUACCAGAGCCCUGGAUGAAGGAGGAGAUUUUUACUUUCCCUGCUACGAAUUCCGGUAUGGGGAUUCGACCUGUCAAGGUAUCGUUCCAAGGUGAUGUAGAUGAAAUCGGAAGGAAAUCGCUAGAGGUUUUCGGCUCCCCUGUACUUGGAAGGAGAAACAAGUCUAUGAACAUUGAGAGGAGGCUAAAAAUGUUGUCCUGUGAUUCCACUCCAAAAGUUGAAGGGAAUGAAAAUCCUAAAGGUGACUACAAUGAUGCACAGAGUGAUGCAAGUUCGGACUUGUUUGAGAUAGAGAGCCUAACAGGCAAAGCCAAUCCCUUUUUUGUGAAACAAGCUUCCGAUGUAGCGUCCGGGUGUGCCACCCCGACAACUUGUUAUGCACCGAGCGAGGCCAGUAUAGAGUGGAGUGUGGUCACGGCCAGUGCAGUAGAUUUCUCGGUCAUGUCCGACUACGAAGAGCUAAGGCCAUCGAGAACUCUACCGAGCCCACUGAACACAUUUCUGACAACCACCAGACACGAAAGCACCAAAACUGACAAGGAGUUCCGGAGGCACCUUUUUAGUGGUCUAUUGGGGUGUAACAGCCAGAAAGCCGUCGAUGUAGCCGGAGAUGCCCACAAAACAAACGAGAAGGCAGCAGGCUUCAACCCAAGUAUGAUCCGUGUGUCGGAUUCCUACAUACCUGCAACAAGGUUUCAAGACGGGGCUAAACUCGCCGGUGCUUUUCAACAUAAUCAAAGGCCAAGAGCUUCACAUCUCUUGCACAUUCAGUAACUUGUAAUAUAUCAGUUUACUUAGUACAAAAGUUGUGAUGAGUUUUUUUUUUACUAUUACACCAUGUUUCUUUAGUAGUCAUUGUAGUAUUAAAUUAUUACA